Messenger RNA from Neopelma chrysocephalum (saffron-crested tyrant-manakin), 2659 nucleotides. RefSeq names its product translin associated factor X (gene TSNAX). The transcript is spliced from 7 exons. Lineage: Eukaryota; Metazoa; Chordata; Aves; Passeriformes; Pipridae. Bases 1 to 1251 code for a protein of 416 amino acids. Gene Ontology annotation, molecular function: sequence-specific DNA binding; RNA binding; RNA endonuclease activity. The record is from RefSeq and is a predicted model, not a curated record. Gene Ontology annotation, cellular component: nucleus; cytoplasm.
AUGUCGUUGGGUUUGGCGGAUCCAAGGCGAGGAAUGCCGACUUCCCGGUGGCGGGACACGCCGGAGGCAGCGCAGAGGCGCGAAGGGCACCCGUGCCUGCCCUACCCCGCUCCCACUGCGCCGCCGCCCCGCCCAGCACUACAUGUCCCGUCGUGCCGUGGGCGCCGAGGCCCUAUUGCGGAGUCGCACGCUAGCUGCCCCGGAGUCGCCUGCGCGGAAGCACGGCCCGCCUUCGGUGCUACCCCGAUUUCGCGGUCAGCAACGCCCGAAUCACCCCCCGCCCCGCCACUGCUCCCUCAUCGCGCCUCUCGCACCGCGGUCGGCGGGCCGGCGACCUGCGGCUCUGUGGCGUCUUGCCGUCAGGCAAUUGAGAGAACUCUACAUGUUCAAAAAGGAUCAGGUGGGUUCAGAAAACGCAAGCAUGACAAUUUUCCACAUGGUCAAAGAAGAGAGGAGAAAGAGAAUGUUAAUCCAUCUUCAGCUUUGAUGACGUCUUUUAAAUCAUUCCAGCUGGAGCUUGACACCAGGCAUGAUAAAUAUGAACGGCUCGUGAAGCUCAGUCGUGAUGUAACUAUCGAAAGCAAGAGGACAAUAUUUCUGCUCCACAGAUUUACCAGUGCUCCCAAUGGGGAAGAAAUACUAAAGGAGUCUGAAGUCAAGCUAGAUGCUGUCCGACAGAAGAUCAAGCAGGUUGCACAAGAACUGAUUGGAGAAGACAUGUAUCAGUUCCACAGAGCUAUAUCUCCAGGACUUCAAGAAUAUGUCGAGGCAGUCUCAUUUCAGUAUUUUAUCAAAACACGAUCUUUGAUUAGUGUUGAAGAGAUCAACAAACAACUAAUAUUUACAGCAGAAGACAGAGAAGAAACAACAAACACGACCUCCAAUUCCCAUGACAAACAACCACAUACCUGGAGCCUGAAGGUAACGCCUGUCGAUUACCUGCUGGGAGUGGCAGAUCUGACUGGAGAGCUGAUGCGUCUGUGCAUCAGCAGUGUUGGGAACGGUGACAUAGACACGCCUUUUGAACUGAGCCAGUUCUUGCGUCAGAUCUAUGAUGGUUUUACUUUCAUUGGCAACACUGGGCCUUACGAAGUAUCUAAGAAGCUGUAUACCUUGAAACAGAGUCUGGCAAAAGUAGAGAAUGCCUGCUACACAUUAAAAGUACGGGGAUCUGAAAUCCCAAAGCACAUGCUGGCUGAUGUGUUCUCCACCAAAACAGAAUUGAUUGACCAAGAUGAGGGUCUUCCUUAAAAUAAGGACAACUCAGAAGGGAAGAGGAUUUAGAAAACGCUUUUUAGUUCUGGUUUGUGGGGUUUUGACCCUUCUCAAAGCUUUUUAGGUAGAGACAUUUUUAGUUUAAUCUAUGAAAAGACUUUUUGCAGUAGUAAUUUGUAACCAAAAAUACUUUUUAUGAUGUGCAAGAGAACAAAUGUCUGACUUUGGCCUCUUGGUAUGGAAUUUCCUGUAUUGCUCCAUUGUAUCUUCUUUCAGAAUGACCAAAAUUUCCACUGCACUUCACUCCAGUGACUGUCAGUUGCGUGAGUCACGUCAAACUGUUGCUGUUGUUAUAAGUUUUCAGCAAGCACAGCAGUGGAAAAAAAAUGGUUAGGUACUCUUAUUUAGCAUUAUCCAUAAGUUUCUGCUGACUCAUUUUCUAAGUAUUUGUGUUCUGUAGCCGUGUCAUACCUAGAACAAUGCACCUGUGUGUAAGUUCCUCCCUUGACUUUAAACUGAGGUGGUCUCAACAGUGCCAUGUAACUUAAGUUUUCUCUAAUUAUUGCUUUAAAGUAUGAAACUGAGGCUAAGUCAACUUUUUGCUUAUUGGUAAUGAAGAUAAUUGCACCAGAUAAAUACUACUAUGCACUGGUUAUUUUGGGGCUCUGUUUAAACUGAGCUCUGUUUGAGUUAACACUGGUACUUCACAAUUUUGACAUGAGCUAGAAGAUCCACAAAAAAAAAAGUGGAAUGUAUUGUUUUACAUUUUUUGUAGUAUAGUUUAAUGCAGAAUCUGACAUAUUUCUGUUUGUAGACGAAAGAAGUUGUCGUACAAAUUGUGUAAUUUGGUGUUACGACAAGCUGGUUUUGGCCAGAACGAAUGCGAUGCUGUGUUGGAAGUCUGUUCUCCAUUGUUUGUGCUGCCCUGAGGACCUCCAGUGGGGUUGAACUGGUAUAAGUGAAAAGCUUUAAAUAUAUGUUAGCAGGAACUAUAUCAUGUGCGUGUUCCUAUGGAAAGGAAAUUGCAAACAGAAGUAAGGCAGACAUUCUGGCUUCCACAUUUAUCUUUGAGGUGGGUAUGUCACUGUUGGCAAAAAAUCAGGGCUUUAUGCUGCUGUCUGAAGUUAUGAAAGUCUGAUAAUGUACAUUAUGCUAAAGGAAAACAGAUAAAACAACAUGAUCUUUAGACUCCAGGAAAUAGGCCUCCCAACUGCAAUUGAAAAUACUGCAUGGUUUUUAUUUCCACUUCCAUAUGCUGUGAUACUGCCAAUAUUUUUUCCCAUGAGCAUGUCCUGAAUAGCUGAUAUAUGGUUAGGAAGGGGUAAAUACAUUUCUGUCACAUUUUUCCAUUGUUUCCAUGUAAAGCAAUAUGUGAUGGGUUGAACAAGGAGUGGCUUUUUUCCUAUUGCUUAAUACUAUUUUUUACAAUAAAUUCUGAAAAGUA